Drosophila ananassae is the source of this 2013-nucleotide messenger RNA. Its product is annotated as prolyl 4-hydroxylase subunit alpha-2. NCBI's taxonomy places the organism in Eukaryota, Metazoa, Arthropoda, Insecta, Diptera, Drosophilidae. Gene Ontology annotation, biological process: peptidyl-proline hydroxylation to 4-hydroxy-L-proline. The transcript is spliced from 10 exons. Gene Ontology annotation, molecular function: procollagen-proline 4-dioxygenase activity; L-ascorbic acid binding; protein binding. Bases 287 to 1954 code for a protein of 555 amino acids. The record is from RefSeq and is a predicted model, not a curated record. Gene Ontology annotation, cellular component: endoplasmic reticulum.
CGUUUAUCGCCUCGUAAACUUGACACAAACUAAAACUUGGGUAAAGAAAACUAAUUAGGAAAAUAAAUAAGAUCUUCAUUUCGAGCUGGAAGAUUAAAAAGAACUACAUUUUAUAUUUUAAAGAAAAGAGAUAAAAACCAGUUGCGGCUCAAUGAACCCGGGGGUAUUUUAUCGAAGCGUGUAACAACUGGUUUCCGUGGUCUGUUCUUGGUCAGUGUCAAGCCGGGUCAAAUGGCGAAUUCAGUCUGAAUCGAAGCUCUCGCCGGAGCAGAUCUCAAUCAAAACGAUGUUCCCGAAAAUUACGCUAAUAUGGCUGCUUAUGAAUUAUAUAAUUUCUCCGGCGUUGGGACGCGAGUUCUUCUCCUCUGUACACGAGAUGACGAAAGUUUUCGGCUACGAACAGCGAAUGCUGGGAUAUAUGCAGAAAUUCCUCGACGACAACCAAAGCAAAUUGGAUUUCCUGAAAGCGCGGCUGCGGGAGUUCGAGGUCGAGAGGGAGGAGGCCCGGGAAUGGGGUGCGGCGUACUUCGACAGUCCCUUAAAUAAAUAUUUGCUCAACAAGCGCCUAACGGUGGACUGGCAGCUGGUGGAGAACCUCAUGGAGACGCACUCGGGCAAGAAACCGCUUGCACGCCUGCAAAAAGUAAUGGGACACAAACUGAUGCCAAAGAAAACUGAACUGGAAGGUGCCAUCGAUGGCUUACUCCGACUGCAGACUGUCUAUAGACUGGAAGCAAAAGAUAUAGCAAGGGGAAUGCUGGAUGGCACGGAUUACAGCACACAACUGAACUCGGAGCACUGUUUGGAUAUUGCUCGGUUGGCUUUGAGGGAUAAGCACCCUCGUCUGGCCCACUUCUGGUCACUGGAGGCUCUGCAGCGAUUGGCCAGCGGAAAACAAUCGGAGGAACUGAAGCCCCAAAUAUUGGCUCUUCUGGUGGAGGCCAAGGCGGCUUUGGGCGACUAUCGCGGCUUGAAUGAAACCUAUCAGGAACUUCUGAAGAUUCAACCAGCCAGUGAAGAACAUGCGAGGAACUACGACAGUUUCCUGGAAGCACUUGGAGGAGAAAUUUCUUUAAACGAGACCAAAGCUGUAGAAGAGCAUCCUCCCAUCCCCAAAGAGGGAGACACCAUUUCGGAUUUUCACGGAUAUAUGCUGACCUGCAGCGGCCACUUUCGACCAACUCCCCGGGAACAGAGAGAUCUCCGCUGCGGCUAUAUGGAUGAAACACAUCCUUUCCUUUGGAUAGCCCCCCUCAAGGCGGAGGAACUGAGCAGGGAUCCGCUGUUAAUACUCUACCACGAUGUGAUCUACCAAAGCGAAAUAGACACCAUACGGAAACUAACCACAAACAAAUUAAAAAGAGCCACAAUCACAAGCACGAACGAAUCCGUAGUUUCCAAUGUCCGCACCAGCCAGUUUACGUUUCUACCCGUUACGGAGGACAAGGUUCUGGCCACCAUUGACCGAAGAGUGGCUGACAUGACCAACUUCAAUAUGCGCUAUGCGGAGGACCACCAGUUUGCUAAUUACGGAAUCGGAGGACACUAUGGCCAGCACAUGGAUUGGUUCUAUCAACCCAGUUUUGAUGCUGGUCUAGUAAGCAGUCCUGAAAUGGGUAAUCGAAUCGCCACAGUUUUAUUUUAUCUUUCGGAUGUGACUCAAGGCGGAGGCACGGCCUUUCCUCAUCUACGGGUGCUAUUGAAACCUAAAAAAUAUGCAGCCGCCUUCUGGUACAAUCUACAUGCCUCGGGUGUGGGCGAUCCUCGAACCCAGCACGGAGCGUGUCCUAUCAUUUCGGGAUCAAAAUGGGUUCAAAACCGAUGGAUUCGAGAGUUUAUUCAAUCAGAUCGCAGGCCCUGUCUAACGUGGGACGACUCAUUGGCUACUUUGGCUGAAAUCAGGGAGCUGGAAAAGAAAUUAAAUGCCAAGGAAGCCGCUAGUCAGAUAGCCUAAAUUUGGUAUUACACAAUGUUUAUGUAAGCCAGGUUUUAGUAAAUAAAGCACAAAAUACU